UCGUUACUGGCUGCCUUUGGCUUCAUAACCAUGACUCGGACCUCCAGCUCCAAGCCAUUUCCGUCGACAAGGAGAAAGGAGAGAGACAUAGGUGACGGUGGAGGCAAGAGAUUUUCCGUUUUCGACUUCAGCGAAGAGGACGCUCGUGUUGAGAAAGUCUCUCGAAGGUUACUCGGCAAGUUUUCUGCCCGCAGGAGCUCUCCCGUUACCAAGCAUCAGUUUCUCCACUGCUUUGGAAAAGGUGCGAAAAGUGUAAGCAGGAAUCUUAGCGAUGAGCUCAUUGAUAUCGAUGCUGAAGUUGGAAAAAGUGCCAACAUUGAUAGUUUCUCUGAAGAUGUUAGCGACGAACUGAUUCACAUUGAUUCUGAAGGUCAUCAAAUUAGCCCGGGACCAACUGAUCUUAAUGCUGAAGAUACAUGUGCAGAUACCCCACUUGAAGGUGGUGGAUCUAUGAAGCAGGAGAUUCUUGAAACCAAUGAUAUAUUGCUUUCUCGUUCUUCAACUAAUGAGGAUGAUGUCACGGUUAUUUUCCCUGAUUUUGUCAUCUAUGAAGGUAACUGGUGUACAACAUCGAAGUUAAUAUUUUCUUGUAGCUGCAUUAAGUUCCGAGGUUCAGCACUGAGUGGGUUGCAAAGAACAUUUGAUUCCGAAUGGGCUAUCUCCGACAUUAUUGGCAUUGAGUCAGAAUGGUGCAGUAGGGUUGAAACUGCAAUUGUUAAUCUUUGUCUCAAAGGAAAGCAUUUCACGAGGGCUGAAAAUUCAAAGGACAUUUCAGGCAUAGAGUUAUUGAAAUUUUCUGUUUGUGACCCUCUUUGGUCUGAAAGUGAAAAAGCAAUCAGAACAUUGAAUCUUAGAUAUAAUGACUUGUGGAAUGCAGAUCAUGAUGACAAUGACAAGGUCAAUGGGGAGGAAAUUGUUUCCUGGAGGCACAGCGAUGUGUUUUCUCCCAAGAAUUGCUUUUCUGAAUUUGUCGAUACUUUUGAAGAGGUCAUCUAUCCAAUGGGGGAUCCUGAUGCUGUGACCAUUAGUAAGAGAGACCUUGAGCUUCUGAAGCCAGGGAUGUUUAUUAACGAUACUAUCAUUGACUUUUAUGUUAAGUAUCUAAAAAAUAAAUUCCUUUCGGAGAAAAACAAUAGGUUCUACUUCUUCAAUAGUUUUUUCUUCCGAAAGCUUGUGGACCUAGACAAAGAUUUAUCAAGUGCUCGUGGAGGAAGGGAUGCAUUUCAGCGUGUUCACAAAUGGACAAAGAAAGUAAAUCUUUUUCAAAAGGAUUAUCUCUUCAUUCCUGUUAACUACAGUCUCCAUUGGAGUUUGGUUGUCAUCUGCCAUCCUGGUGAAGUGGUAAAUUUGAAAGAUAAAAAACAUGAUAACUUAUCCAAGGUACCGUGCAUCUUGCAUAUGGAUUCUAUCAAAGGGAGCCACAGAGGGCUGAAGUCUCUUUUUCAAAGUUACUUAUGUGAAGAGUGGAAAGAGAGGUAUGGUGAUGGAGAUUACAAAGAUAUUUCUGCAGUGUUCUUAACCUUGCCAUUUAUCCCUCUAGAGUUGCCACAACAAGAAAAUUCAUUUGAUUGUGGUCUCUUCUUACUCCAUUAUGUGGAACUUUUUCUGGAGGGUGCGCCAGUGAACUUCAGCUCUCUCAAAAUCUUGAAGUUCUCGAAUUUUCUAAGCCAGGACUGGUUCCAUCCUGCGGAGGCUUCUCUAAAACGUGCACAUAUCCUAAAGUUAAUUUAUGAAAUCAUGGCCUGUAAUCAAGCAAAGGAACUCUCUGGUAGCAUUGGUAAAUAUCCUUCUUCUGAUGCUAAUGACUCGGACAAUGAUUUAUCAAAACACGUGUCUGGACAGGCACAUAUUUUCACAAUGACCCAUUCUGACAACUUUUCGAGUGUUGGAAAAGAAGUUGGAUCAGUGUCCAAAGUAUCAUCUGACACAAAUUAUCAACCAAUAGGAAGAUGGGAGAGUGUCAUGCCACCCAUUGAGGAAGAUGAGAAUGGUGAAAGAGCUGAUUCACCACAAUGCUUAGAAGAUCGCCCCCAAGCUUCGACGGUUUCUGAAUGUUCAUCGGCCUUCAGUUUCGGCCAACAAUUUACGGAAUUAGAAAUAUGUUGGGAAGGAAGAUAUUCUAAAAACGUAAAAGAAAUGUGUAGAAAACCUUCUCCACGGCUAUCACUUCAUGAGUUGCAAACGCCAUUGGAAUUGGGACAACCAGAGAUCUUAACCAGCUCAAGUGAUGAACUUAUCAAUUGUGUAGUAGAAGACUCAGAGGAGGAAGGAAAUGAAAGGAAUGAGAGAAUCGAGAUCCAAGUUUCUUCCUCCUCCUCCUCCUCCUCAAGGAACAACUUGUUCCUAUCAAGGCAAGUGGUUGAAUCUCCUGCAAAAUUUAGUAGACAACAUCAACAUAAAUAAUCACAUAACUAAGAAAUGAACAUCCAUCCAACACACAUGAUUAGGGUUUGUAGGCGAAAUUAAUCAAAACUCAUUAGAAGCCAUAUUUUGAAAUGACUUAAGAUAGGUGGUUGUGUAUAAUAUUAAAUCUCCUUUUUCACAGCCUUUGUAAAGGUAUUGUCUGUUUGUGAAUAUGUAUGUAUAUAUGUGUGUGUGUGUGUGUAUAGGAACCUUAGCAUACUUUCCACCACCCCCCAUCUUUUCAUGACUCCAUCCACUCAUCCUAUCCUUUACAUUAUGAUCAUAAUAAUAAAGUGAAAAUAUCACUUCGAUCAAAUUUUACUUCAA
Cucumis sativus (cucumber) is the source of this 2730-nucleotide messenger RNA. Its product is annotated as probable ubiquitin-like-specific protease 2A. NCBI's taxonomy places the organism in Eukaryota, Viridiplantae, Streptophyta, Magnoliopsida, Cucurbitales, Cucurbitaceae. The coding region runs from base 31 to 2403 and encodes 790 amino acids. Gene Ontology annotation, molecular function: cysteine-type peptidase activity. Gene Ontology annotation, biological process: proteolysis. The record is from RefSeq and is a predicted model, not a curated record. The transcript has 17 exons.